Molecule: messenger RNA, 3376 nt
Organism: Neodiprion fabricii
Lineage: Eukaryota; Metazoa; Arthropoda; Insecta; Hymenoptera; Diprionidae
Gene: Fbw5
Product: F-box/WD repeat-containing protein 5
Exons: 9
Coding region: 192-2216 (674 amino acids)
Biological process (GO): protein ubiquitination
Cellular component (GO): Cul4-RING E3 ubiquitin ligase complex; SCF ubiquitin ligase complex
Molecular function (GO): protein binding
Source: RefSeq, a predicted model, not a curated record
GAAGUGCCUGGACCUGUGCAGAAAACCGUAGUACGGAGUUAUGUGUCCUCCCCUCUUCCUUCCUGGCCCACAGAUAUCACCAGGAGGGAAAAGCUCGAUCUGCGGUUUAGAGAGGAUGACAGGCAUCAGCUGUUAUAGUAAACAAAGAACCGUGAUAUUAUACAAAGAGUUGAGCUAGGACUUUCGCUGAAAUGGACGGUACAUUUAAUUCCGCUGAAGGCGGUCAACCGCUUAGCAGUAGAAAUUCAUUUACAGAUUACACGGAGAAUUCCGAUAACCAUGACAUUUGGUGGUACCUGCCAGACUCCGUACUUCUAAGCAUUUUUCAAUAUCUUACGCCAAAAGAGCUGCUGACAGUUGGAGAAGUAUGCAGAACAUGGCACAGGGUUUGCAAAGACGAAUUCCUGUGGAAGGAUCUCUUUUACCAAACCUACAAAAUCGAUCCGAACGUGAGCAUUAUGCCUGGCAAAACUUCUUGGCUUCAAGAAUUCAAACGGCUUACUUACCACACUCCGUUGUUGGAAACCGAGGUCCGCAAAGAACACACCAACCAAGUACUGCACGUUAGCUUUUCGCAUAAUGGGCAAAUGUUCACAACAUGCUCCAAAGACGGCUACAUAAUUGUAUGGAACAGUAGUUAUCCAGCAAGUAUUAAAUACCAUCGAGACAUGAAAACAUUUAGCUGGAAGUACACACAAUUUUCUCAAUUCAAUUCAUCCGAUACCUUGCUUCUUGUAUCUGGAGUUCACUUUGGAACUCCCCACAGUACCUCUGGAGAAAUUGCAGUCUUUAGUCUUGAGCCUGGAUUUGAACUUCAGUGCAGAGUUGUGAAUAAACCCUAUGACAUAUUCGGCACAUGGUACAGCGAGCGACACUUACUAAGCGGAGAUCUGCACUGGUUAGCACACUUGGUUAGCACAAGUGUGUUAUGGCUGAACAAAGCUAGCCAAGAGUCCGCCAGCGAACAUGUACCGAUAAUGAAUCAACUGUAUCGAUUUUACAACAGCAAUGCAUCCUCGAUUAGAGCUGUGAUGGUAGCUAAUUGUUUAUCCCCCGCAUCGCCGAAAACUGAAACUCAGCAAAAUGAACCAUUAACUUCUGAUGUCAGAGAAGAGAAAGGGAAUCCACCAAGCCAUAGAGAGCUAUCCUCCAUGUCUUCAAAUAAUGGUCAACAGCAGACUGAAGAACCUGAAGUUCUACAUCAUGCGUCAUCCAGACUGCAAUACAGCACACUGGAAGGUGGGUUUCUUAACUGGCGAAGGCUCGGCGAUGGGUUUGAGUAUGCAAGUCCCAUUCAGUACAACGAAAAUUACCGACAAGUGGAAAUCGAAAAAGAUACGACAGAUCAUAGUUGCGAAAAUGAUGAUCUGACGUGGGAAGAAGAAAGCGAGACAACAGAGUCAUCAGAUGGAGAGGAUUGUGACUCUGACGAUUUAGCUGACAGCCCGGAGAAGUAUCUCAUUUUUACGACUGGGUCAAAAACUUACACUCCCCACCAAAUUGGUUUUAAACGUAUCAAGCCGAUGAGUUUUCCGAGACGUCUUGAUCCUGGGCCUUCUCUAAAAGAGAGGAUUGCCCAGCGAGAACGUGAGCGCGAGAGACAAAAUUGCAGAUCACCUAGAACCGAGCCUAAUUGGCUGGACUAUAAUGCUGUCGCCGAUAAAUUUGACAAAGUAGAUCAUCUCAUAGAUCUUCAUGGUCAUGUUAUCGGAAUGAGUUUAUCUCCAGAUCACAGAUAUUUGUAUGUUAAUACAAGACCGUGGCCAAGGGGCUACGUUAUCACAAACCCGUUGGAACCACCACCAAUUGCUCAAGAAAUUGAUAUUCACGUUAUCGAUUUGGUUACUUUGAAACAAGUUGGUACAAUGCUACGGGCGCACAAGGCUUACACGCCGAAUCACGAAUGUUUUUUUAUAUUCUUAGAUGUGUGCAAUGAAUAUGUUGCAAGUGGAGCAGAGGAUAAGCAUGGUUAUCUUUGGGAUCGACAUUACGGAGUAUGUUUAGCUAAACUACCGCAUUCUGAUGUCGUAAACUCUGUUGCAUUUAAUCCGAAGGAUCCUGAAAUGCUUGUAACCACCAGCGAUGACUACACAGUUAAAGUUUGGCGAAGUCGAUCGAUGGUCAAAGAGCUGGGAUUAAAUGAAGAAAUGUAUCGCAGGGGAUUGGAAGUAAGAAAACGAUGUCGGUAUCACAGGAGCAGCUGUAACGUUGACUGAUUAAAAGCUAUUCAAUUUCCAAUUUAAAAACCUUUGCGCAAUAUUAAUUACUAAUUUAGCUUUUCACGAAGUCCUUUCGGGAAGUUAGAUUUUGGAAUGAUUAUAAAAUAAAUUGAAGUACCGGUGUAGAGUUUAAAAAGGAUUGGAAUCUAAUCGCACCAAAUAUGAUCUGAAUUCAUAAAAGGUACAAUGUCUAUUAUAGAAUAGUGCAAUUUUACUCUAUAAAAAUUUGAGUAACUAGUCUACAUUGCGAUUAACAGCCAUUUUAACUCAAUUAGACAGAGAAAUCUGGUUGAUUUUGUUGACACCAAUAUUUAUCUUGCAGCUAAUUUACUUAUGUACAUUAGUAUACGUUGAUUGGGUAAUACAUCAAUUAUUUUAUACAUCAAUAUAUGCUGUAUUGUAUUAAACAUAAGUCGACCCUGAAUGUAAGUUGACUUCUGAUUCUGAGACUUUAUUUCAGUAAUUAUUCUUCAAAUAUACCUGUAAAGUCAAUCGCUCAUAUCAGUUGAGUACAAAUUUUUUAAAGCAAACCAGCACCAGAGACCUCGACUUAUGUUCGAAAAACACUGUAUUUAAUACUAUCGUAUUGUUUUUAAUGUCCAAGUUUCUUGAGGAAAAUAUUUGAUCGAACUCAACUGGCCAGAAAUUCUGUGAAAGAAACCUGAUGUUCGGUUGAGUUUUUUUUUGAUGCGAAGGUUUUUGGAAAAUUAAAAUUUUGGAAGUUGAACAAACGAAAGAUCAAUUGUUUAUUAACAAUUUGCAAUGUUGUGACUUCACUAGGUGUAGGGUUAUAACUAAUAUGUACAAGUGAACGGUUUUCUUCAGUUGUAUGAAUAUCUACUGGUUUCAAAGAUUUCACUUUUUCGUGCAGGAAUCACGACUGAAAAUUUCGUUAUAAGUUGUUUGAAUUACUUCUACUUUGAAGUAUAGUUUGUAACUUGACUAAAAUUUAUAGAUAUUGCAGCAUAUAUAACUGUAGAUUCACAAGCGUGCAUGCUACAAUUCCAUUAUUGAUGACGUAUUAGAUACGACAGAAACAUCUGGCAUAAAAGUUGCAAUGCGCAAGACGUGACAUCAUAGUCUUGAAUUACAAUAACUUCAAUUUUAAUGAAUUUUCAUGAUGAACGUUUUUUUUGUCAUUUGUUUAGCAUGGUAAA